AUGAGUAGUGCUGUGACAAGGUUAUACAAAAAAGGUAUCAUAUUUAGAUUUAAAGAUAGUGGAAAGAAUUUUGUGGUUCAUUUAAUAACUAAGAAUGCAUAAUUGGAAGAGAAGAAGAAGAGUGAAGCUUAUGAAUUUAAAAAUAUUUUUUAAUGGCUGAAAGAACAUUUAUUACAAUCAAUUAAUUUCAUUCAUGUAUUUUUGAAUAGCUAAAAUACAGAACUACAAAUAAAAGAUAAUCGAUAAUCAAUUUGCUAUGAUUGUUACUAAAAUAUUUGAACAUGAAUAGGAUCUAAUAAAUUAAUUGCCACUAAUUUUAUCAAAAUAUAUUUCAAGACAUAUCUGA
Molecule: messenger RNA, 346 nt
Organism: Paramecium sonneborni
Lineage: Eukaryota; Ciliophora; Oligohymenophorea; Peniculida; Parameciidae
Source: the annotation of a GenBank genome assembly